Messenger RNA from Dermatophagoides farinae (American house dust mite), 1408 nucleotides. Its product is annotated as reticulocalbin-1. The record is from RefSeq and is a predicted model, not a curated record. Lineage: Eukaryota; Metazoa; Arthropoda; Arachnida; Sarcoptiformes; Pyroglyphidae. Gene Ontology annotation, molecular function: calcium ion binding. Gene Ontology annotation, cellular component: endoplasmic reticulum.
ACUGGGUGUAAGAUAUAUUGGUGGUGUGUGAAUUGUUGUUUGUUUCGUUUCGUGUUUCAUUUCUAUAUCUUCCCUAUUCGAUUUUGGAUUGAAUUGGAGUUUUAUUCUUCUUCAUUUAGUUUAAUUCUAGUUCAAAGAUUUAAAUGAUGAUUAUGGCAAUAAACAAACGGUUGUCACUUGUCAUCUUUACAUUGAUGAUAAUCACGAAAGGCAUGUGUCAACAAGAUGACCAUGUAUCAGCAGUAGCAUCAGAGAGCGAUGAUCGCCAUCUACAUGAAAGUCAAAUUCCACCACCAUAUCAACAACCCAGUCAAGAUGAUGUGAACACGAUGUUGACCAAAGUAUUUGAAACAAUGGAUAAGAAUGAUGAUACAAAAGUGGAUUCAGAUGAAUUGAAACAAUGGCUUGAUAAAAUCCACGAAGGACUUAUCGAUGAUAAUGUUGAACAGCAAUGGACUUAUUAUUCACCACCAUUACAAGAGGUACAUAGCUGGGAAUCAUAUGAUCCAGAAAAAAGAGAAGCAUUAAUCUGGGAUCAUUAUAUUAAUACUACAUAUACUGAUGAUGUGGUUCAAGCAUAUCGUCAAGAUGUAAAUAUUGAUGAAUUUAAAUCAGAUGAUCCAAAUUUUAAAAGCUAUUAUACAAUGCUUAAACGUGCUGAGCGUCGUUGGAAAGUGGCUGAUAAAAAUAAUGAUACUGUUUUGAUUAAAGAAGAAUUUAAAUUCUUUCUACAUCCAGAAGAAUCUGAUCAUACUAAACACCUGUUGGUAGAAGAGGCUAUGGAAGAUAUGGAUUUGGAUGGAAAUAAAGAAAUUACAUUGGAAGAAUAUAUGAAACAUAUGAAUGAAGUAACGCCUGAACAGGAAAAACAAGAUCCUGGUUUUGAAUCGAAUCAUCAAUCACAAUUUCAGACCUAUUUAGAUAAAAACAAAGAUGGUAAUCUUUGUAUGACAGAAUUAUCAGAAUGGCUAAUACCUAGCUAUGAUCGUCAUGAAGCGGAAGCUACACGUAUGAUUCAUGAUACUGAUAAUGAUCAUGAUCAAAAAUUGAAUCAACAGGAAUUACUUGGUAAUAAUCAAUAUUUUUUGAGCUUGAUACCAGGAGAAAUGUGGCGACAAUAUUCUCAACAAACAGAUGGUGAUUCAACAACCGCAGCUACACAUGAUGAAUUCUGAUUGAUAUUCUUGGAACAACAAAAAUUUACCUGCCAGAAAAUUUUAAAUAAAACAAAAUAACUAGUUGAAAAAUAGGGAAAACUCACAAAAUUUUUAUCAAAUUAUUAUUUGAUUGUGAUAUUUGUAACAAAAAAAAAUUUUUUCGCAUUUCAAAAAAAAAUCGAAUCUUUUGUUCACUUCCUUAACGGUAAAAUUUCUCCUUUGACAACCAAUAAAAAAAAAAUUUUCCGGAA